Kickxella alabastrina is the source of this 932-nucleotide messenger RNA. Its product is annotated as acyl-CoA N-acyltransferase. The record is from RefSeq and is a predicted model, not a curated record. The coding region runs from base 439 to 897 and encodes 152 amino acids. Lineage: Eukaryota; Fungi; Kickxellomycota; Kickxellomycetes; Kickxellales; Kickxellaceae. The transcript has a single exon. Gene Ontology annotation, molecular function: acyltransferase activity, transferring groups other than amino-acyl groups.
CUCGGUAUCUCCCUUAGAAAAUACCAUUAUACCUGUUUACACAAUCUAAAUUUGUCUACCAAAGUCCAUUUAAUGUACUUUUAUUUCAAUCCAACUCGUGCUAACCUUACGCUUUUUCUAUCAAGCAGUCUGUCUCAGACUUAUUUAUCGGUAAUUGCGUCUUUUUCAAUUCCAGCCUAGUAUUUAAAUAAGGCGCAAUCGCCAAUAUUUCUCAAAAAAAUUAUUCACCCACACCAUCCACACUUUAUUGUACCAACACUACAUUAAGUUGAUCUAUAAAUUAUAUUUUUCUUUAGUGUUUAUUUACAAUAACUGCGCGAGGGUCUCCAGAUAUUUGUCCGACAAAUAAAACAACCUGUAUACAAUACUAACAGAAAUCGCCAAAUAAUAUAUUUUUUAUUUAUACGUACCUAUUUUUUAAGAUCACCUUAGACAAAAAUGCCUGGAAUCCAGAUAGAUAACGAUUUCAACAUUCAUAUUGCCAGUGAGGAGGAAUACACAGAGGCUAAGGCUCUCCGCGCACAUGUCUUCCGCGAAGUGCUAAAACUAAACCUCAGCGAAGAGCACGACAUGGAUACAGCCUAUACUUGCAAUAUUGUCAUGAUACAUGCAAACCGGGUCGUGGGCAACCUUAGAAUUUACGAUGGCUACGAAUCCAUUUUGCUAGGUCGCAUAGUCGUUGACCCUAUUUUUGGAGGCAGAGGCUUGGGGAAAAAGCUCGUCGACUACGCUGUAGAUUACAUAAAGAAUAACGGCAAGUACAAGUGCUUUAAUCAUGUAAACUUGUGGAGUCGAUUUGAAACCAAAGUGUUUUACGAGAAAUGCGGAUUUUACAACAAGGGAGAGACAAAGGAUUUUGGCGAAAUCAGAACCCUGUGGAUGUACAGGGACUUGUGAAAGUAUAAAUUUGUUUAAUAAAUGUAUUAUUUUUU